AAAUUAAAUAAAAAACUUUAAUAUUCUAUCAAAACAAUAAAGAAGUAUGAGUGAGGUAAAUUUCAACAACAUUUUUAAAUAAUAACUCUCUAGCUCUAUUGAUGUUAACAGUCCUUUUUAGGAACCAUAAUUACAUAAUUUAUUUCAGAAAAUAAAUGAAAUGGUCAAUUAAAUUUAACAGAAUUAUGAUAAAAAAGUAGAUUUUAGAAAAAGUGAAUCUCCUAAAAUGAUUGUCAAUUGUUUUGCUGAAGCUAUUAACUCCAUUUAUACAAGUGUAUAGACAAUAGAGUCAUAAAAAUAGUAACUAAAUUAAGCCAAAGCAGAAUUAGAAAAGGCAAAAAAAACCAUAAGCGAAUUAAAAGCUAAUAAGGACUCUCUUUAAACUGCCUUAAACUAGUAAGAAUAGGGCUUCCAUGAUAUUUUUUUACAAAAGUAAACUGAGAUAAACUAGCUGAGAAAUGAGAUAGAAGAAUUACAAAAAAAAAAGAAAUACGACGAAAGUAAUGAUUCGGAUAAAUAGUAUGACAUAACUGUUGAUAUAAAAUCGUUAGUGAAUAUCUAAAAAGAGCCUAUCAGAGUCAUUUAUUCUUAGGAGAGAGGAAUAACUAAGUAAUGUUUAGAAGAAAUGGAGCACUGCUCAUUUGUAGCGAUUCUAGGAUUGAAAAAUAAAGGAAAAACUUUCCUACUAAAUGAGCUAAACAAUGAAAACUUUCCAUCAGGAUAUCACUACUCAACUUCUGGCAUCAGUGUGAAAAUUGAUAACUCAGAUAGAAAUAAUAUCAAAGUUUAUCUGGAUUCUGAAGGAAUCAAUAAACCUGCUAGAUAUAAUUGGAGUAAUGAUUCUGAUUUUUAGGACUAUAUUAAGUUAAAGUAGGAGAAUGAUGAUGCCUCAUGCAAUUAUGCAGAGAGUUAGUUUAAGAGGAAUUUCUAAACUAAAGUGACAGAAAAAUUUUAAGAUAUAAAGAGCACAGAACAAAUUUAAAUGCAGUUUUUGCUUGAGCACUCAGAAACUAUUAUUAUUGUUGUAGGAAUUAUUUCUUUGGAAGAACAAAAAAUUAUUUCUGUCAUUAGUGAAAUGUUCGAUAAAGAUAUUAUAGUUGUUCAUAACUUAAAAGAAUACUCAAGAUGCGAACAUGUAAAAAAUGAGAUAGAAAACAAUCUUUAUGAUUUGUUCCCUCUAGAACGUAGAGGAAUUCAACUUUUUAACAAGGCAGGUGAAGAAAAUGAAUUUGUUUAUCAAGAUCAAAGAAAUGAAAGAGUCUUCCAUUGCGUAUUGGCCAAAAAAGAUACUCCCGCAGGUGAAUUUUACAAUAAGUUUUCUUAUGAUUACAUCAAACAAAAAAUAUAGCUAAAUGAAAACAAGAAAUCGAUGAAUAUUGCCUAAGAUUUUUCAAACUUCCUUAAUAAGUGUUUACGUGAUUUUCUAGAUAUAGGCUACUCUUCUCAAGAGAAAAAGAAUCUUAAGGUUCCACUUUCAGAUGUGCUUCUAAGCAUCGAAGAGAAAGAAACCUGUGAUGAAAUAACCCUUCUCCCAGAAUAUGAAAUUUAAGGAACCAAAGACAUUCUUUUAGAUGUUUUUGGUAGAUUUAGAAACAUGAUUAAUUACUCCAUCCAUUUGUAGGGUUAUAAGAAAAUACUUGAAAUAGAACUUCCAGGAGAUACCAAGUUGACAAAAGCUUCUCUUAUAAAAGAAGAUGAGUAUUAAGUCAUGGUUAUUUAGGCGAAUAAAUAAAUAGUGUACUAAGAUUAAUAAGGAAUUUAAGAAAUAUUUAACAACAGAAAUCUUGGGUAGGUCUACCACAAAAUUAAAGUAGGAAAAACAACAGAAAAUUUAAAAAUAACCAAAAAAUUUACUGAAAAAAGAGGUAUCUACACUUGCGAGUUCGAAAUAACUAAACCAGAAUACACUUUAAGCAUAGAAUAAUAAAAUAAAUGAAAUAAUCUACAAAAAAGUCAUUUACAAUUUUUAUAUUGAUUGGCAAGUAAUAUUAAAUUGCAUCUAUUAAUAAAUAAAUGUGUGGUGUUUUCAUAAUAUUUUUAUGUGUGUUUAUUUUUUUUUGAUUAAAUUACACAUUUUUUUUU
Tetrahymena thermophila SB210 is the source of this 2082-nucleotide messenger RNA. RefSeq lists its product as hypothetical. NCBI's taxonomy places the organism in Eukaryota, Ciliophora, Oligohymenophorea, Hymenostomatida, Tetrahymenidae. The transcript has 2 exons. The record is from RefSeq and is a predicted model, not a curated record.